Lampris incognitus (smalleye Pacific opah) is the source of this 1600-nucleotide messenger RNA. It is a transcript of the gene nsl1, whose product is annotated as NSL1 component of MIS12 kinetochore complex. The transcript is spliced from 7 exons. Gene Ontology annotation, cellular component: MIS12/MIND type complex; kinetochore. NCBI's taxonomy places the organism in Eukaryota, Metazoa, Chordata, Actinopteri, Lampriformes, Lampridae. Gene Ontology annotation, biological process: mitotic sister chromatid segregation. Bases 50 to 802 code for a protein of 250 amino acids. The record is from RefSeq and is a predicted model, not a curated record.
UCAAAACGUAAACAGUUCGGCGCUGGAAACGGAGCCCGGACCCGGCGGCAUGUCUUCCGACGAGACGUCCGAAGAGUUCAGGGUGAACGUGAUGACGAAAAAAGCGGUCGUCCAACAAACCGCCAAAUACCGGGAAGUGUUGGAGAGCGUGUUAGAAGACCAGCCCGGCAUCAGCGACGAGAGCAAGCGGGCUUACCUGAAAGAGCUGCAGGCGAAUUUUGAGGCGUUGGUCCAGGAUAAUUUGUUGGUGAAUGGACAGUCUUGGGAGGAGGCUCCUGAUGAUGAAGAUGAUUCUGUCCUUGCUCUGGAGUGCCUUCUGGAUGACACCAUUGUGGAGACCACCAGGAGGCGCCGUCAAUGUCCCAGAGAGAUUCUGCCGCAUUUGGUCCACGCGCUAAAAGCUGAACGCAAACUCAUGGGGCUUUAUGAGCAAGCAGCGAAACCACAGGAAGCGGUGAAACACCCUUGUCAAGUGAGCGUCGUGAACAGCGUGUCUGCAGCAGCCCCGGGGAUGGUGAAGGAAGCAAUCCAAAUCAUGAAGUCCAUCCACGCCAUACAGAAGCAAGCUGAAGGCAUCCGUCAGGUCCUCAACACGGGACCCAAGCAAGGCUGCUCUCUGGACAUGUACAGGGAAGCGCUUGGAUGCGACAGCCUGUUGAACGCUCCGCUGCCUCCCUCGAAUGCGGCCAGCAGGAGCAAGGGGUCGAUCAAGACCGUUGUAGAGGAAGAGGAAACUGGAAACUGCUACGUGCCGGCCAGUGAGCAAACAAACCGCCCUGCUGUUAUUGCUGAACAUCAGUAGGAGGAAGACGAAGGCCAGUGUUUUUCGGGUUUGAUUUGUGAAAGUCACUUCGCUCUUUGUAAUACCUGUUGACAAAGUUGCUUUUAUUUCUUUUCUUUUUUUUUUCUUUCCUGGAUUUGUCACAAUAUAUUUAGGUAACGUGUGCAAUUCUGUGUCCGGAUUAAAUCAAAUAAGAAUUCAAGUAUUUUAGGUGGCCUGGUUAGUGCUUUGUCCCUAAUUGUGAGAGAAAAUAAGUAUGUGGUGAAAAGGGUUGCGCUUUAUCAGAGUCAUUUCAACUUCUUGAUCCCUCUCCCUCUCUCAUCUUCCUGUAUUUGUCUGUUUAUAUUUGUCUGCAAUGUGUCUGGUCCUGCGUGUCUGUUCUGGUCUUCAGUAGUCUGCUCGAGAAGUGGUGAACCGGGGAUCAUUUUACAAUCCAGUGGCGUCUGUGCUGCUCUCCAAGUGGUCUCAUGACAACCGACACACUUGGAAUUGAAACCCAAGAAAUCAUGUUCACAACUGCUGAAAGGUGGACGUUUUAUUCACAUUUAGGACACGAUGUUCCCGGUCAUAUCUGGGCGGCCGCAGAACACGAAUAGGUGAGACUAAUAAAGAGCAAACGGUAGCCUACCUAAUUCAGAGUUCAGAAGUUUAGCUUUCAACCACGUGUCCUGCUAAGUGGCUUUAUUCAUUUCAACAUGGCAGCUUUGGAACAAGCAGAUUUAUAUAUAGCGUACAGGCUUAAUCAGGAAUUUUGACAUUGGACCGUCAAGAGUCGUUUUCCAGUUACGUGGGCAACAUAGAAGGAGAAGGCUAAUAAUG